AUGUCCACAACACUCGCCAUAACAGACCCCCUGCCCCUGCGCAACUCUACCAGGAGCAUUCCUCGUCUCGGAUUUGGGGUAUAUCGGAUACACGGCAAAGAAUGCGUGCAAGCCACCGGGGCAGCACUGAAAGCUGGGUAUCGACAUAUCGACACGGCGCAAUUCUACGGGAACGAGAAAGAAGUUGGCGAAAUCGUGCGGACGUCUGGGAUUCCUCGUGAUGAAGUGUUUAUGACAACGAAGAUUAUGACCCCAGCUGGUUCGCCAGAGGCGACGUAUCAGAAGGCUGUGGAUAGUGUGGAUAAGAUUGCGGGGAAAGACGGUUAUGUUGACUUGUUCUUGAUACACAGCCCCAGCUCGGGGCAGACAGGGCGAAAGCAAUUAUGGCAGGCUUUGGAAAGGCUUGUCGAGGAAGGACGGGCGAAGAGUAUUGGGGUGAGCAACUACGGUAUCAAACAUAUUGAGGAGAUGAAGGCCUACGCGAAGAUUUGGCCGCCAGAUGUCAAUCAGAUCGAGCUUCAUCCAUGGUGCCAACAGCCCCGGAUUGAUAGGUACUGCAAAGCAAACGGAAUCGUCAUUGAAGCCUACUGUCCGCUUGUCCGCGCUAAUAAGUUCAAUGACCCUACGCUGGUUGGGUUGGCGAAGAAGUACGAAAAGAGCACAGCUCAGAUUCUGAUUCGAUACAGUCUACAGAAAGGUUGGGUACCCUUGCCAAAGAGUAGCACACCGGAUCGAAUCAUUUCCAACGCCGAUGUAUAUGAUUUUCACAUCAGCAAAGAGGAUAUGGGAAUCCUAGAUAGCUUAGACCAGGGUGACGCCGGGGUAGUAGUCGAAUCAGUCAGUGACGACUAA
Talaromyces proteolyticus is the source of this 852-nucleotide messenger RNA. RefSeq names its product putative aldo-keto reductase. Gene Ontology annotation, molecular function: oxidoreductase activity. The coding region runs from base 1 to 852 and encodes 283 amino acids. The transcript has 2 exons. NCBI's taxonomy places the organism in Eukaryota, Fungi, Ascomycota, Eurotiomycetes, Eurotiales, Trichocomaceae. The record is from RefSeq and is a predicted model, not a curated record.